UUGUGUUGCCCUUCGUCUGAUUGGCUGCUGGCUCACUGGGCUCGGAGUGAGAGCGCUGCGCAAGGGACUUGUCUGGUGUCGAUAGCGCGGCACUUCCAAGACUGCGUCACACCAUGUCGUGCCAGGUGGAGGCGGCAAGUGACGGAGCGGAGGGUUCGGGAAGGCUGGACGGCUCCGAGCAGAUUGUGAUGAGAGAAAGUGAACUAAAGCCGGCUGAGAGUAACUCUGAACCAUUGGUAAGCCCCAGGCAGUCUUUAUCUGUGGAGAAUGGCAAAGCACUGUCCAGUUCCCGGUGUCUAGAGAGAGUGCAAACCACCAACAUUGAACACAACAUGAUGUCUGACUUCUUGGUGAAAGCAUCUCGAGAGAAACCCCCAGGAAGAGAAGACACCAGACUGGGGCCUCCCGAUGGCCAGCAAGACCCGGGAAGUGAGAACAAUAAAGAGAAAACGCUAGGUAAAGAAGUGCUACUUUUGAUGCAGGCUUUGAACACGCUGAGGUCUCCAGAAGAAAAACUGGCAGCACUCUGCAAGAAAUAUGCUGAUCUUCUGGAAGAAAGCCGGAAUUUCCAGAAACAGAUGAAGAUUUUGCAGAAAAAACAGUCACAAGUGAUAAAGGAGAAGGUUCACCUUCAGGGCGAGCACAGCAAAGCCAUUCUGACACGUAGCAAGCUUGAGUCCCUGUGCCGAGAGCUCCAGAGACACAACAAGACAUUAAAGGAAGACAAUCUGCAUCAAGCACGUGCGUAUGAGGAAGAGCGCAAAGAAGCCACUGCCCAUUUCCAGAUGACCCUGAAUGAAAUCCAAGCACAGAUGGAACAACAUGAUGUCUACCAUGCCAAGCUCCGCCAGGAGAAUGUAGACCUGGGAAAUAAGUUAAAGAAACUUAUUGAACAGUACGCUCUACGUGAAGAGCACAUUGAUAAAGUCUUCAAACAUAAGGAGCUACAGCAGCAACUAAUCGAUGCAAAACUUCAGCAGACAACUCAGCUUAUGAAAGAAGCGGAGGAACGACACCAGCAUGAAAGAGAAUUUUUGCUGAAUGAAGCCACAGAAACCAGGCAAAAAUUUGAGGAGCUGAAGCAGCAAGAGAGUCAGUUAAAGCAGCAGCUAUCUCUUUACAUGGACAAGUUUGAGGAAUUUCAGACCACAAUGGCGAAGAGUAAUGAACUUUUCACAACGUUUCGUCAAGAGAUGGAAAAGAUGACCAAAAAAAUAAAAAAGCUGGAAAAAGAAACCGUUGUCUGGCGUACCAAGUGGGAGAACAACAAUAAAGCUUUACUACAGAUGGCUGAAGAGAAAACUAUUAGGGAUAAGGAGCAGAAAGCACUGCAAUUCAAGCUUGAGCGUCUGGAGAAGCUUUGUCGGGCCCUCCAGACUGAGCGCAAUGAGCUAAACGAGAAAAUUGAGGUUCUUCAAGAUCAGGUUACGGUACUAGAUGAUGUCGGUAAUGCAGCGAAUGGAGACUCAUUAGAGACAAACCCAGCAGAGGAUUGCUCAGCAGAAAUGAAUGUAAUCACAGAAAGUAAAGAAUCUGGAAUGCAGACCAUUACUCAACCCCCAUUGUCAGAGGAACAGAUUCCUGUGCAAAAGACUCUUUCAACAGGACCACCUUCUGGCAUCGACGCUGUUGACUAACACACAGGCAUUUCACUGUUAAAUGCAGAUACACAAACAUAUGUAUAUAUGGAAAAUAUACAUAUAUAUAUUUUGUGUAUAACGUUGUUGGUGGUAAUUUGUUUUGUGGUGACAAAUUUCUUACUUUUUUCUACCAUAUCUGUAUUUUCUUAGGACUACUGGAGUACACAUGGUACAUAAAGCUUCCGAGCAAUUUCACACAGUCUCUAAUAGAUUUUUGUUGCAUUCAAGUUUGACAUCUGUCUCCAUUCCAUUUCAUGGUCUAUUCUCUAAGUGGUUUGCAUGUUCCAGGCUCUGGCAAUACAGGGGUUGUCCGGUUUCAGGAGGAAAUAAAGAACAGGUAAGUAGCUACCUGACAGUUCCAAUGCCGCUGCUCUGGUUCUCCUGGCAGAGCUGUUUACUGGUGACAAGGCAUUUGGACAAGAUGUUACUGCUGCAGCUGGGUAAUGUAGCCCGUCUGGAAGAACCGGAGCGGUGGAGUGGGGAUCUGUCGGGUAAGUACUUACCUGUUCUUUUUCAGGUACAUCCUUGUCCUGAAACUGGACAGCCCAUUUAAGAGUAGCAUGCUGGGUAGGUGACAUAGAGUAAUCCAUUUUUAUUCAGGAUAGCAGUACCAGGUUAAAUAUCUUGCUUUUUCCAUUUAUAUCAUUGCAUCACCAUAACUUUUUACAUUUUAAAAAGAAAUUAUGAAUUUAGACCCAUCAGCUGGCAUUUCAUGUCUUCAUCUGUUGAAUUAUAAUUUCAGUACUUGGGUAUAUUCCUAAAUACACAAGACAUGUCCCGGGUCCACUUCAUUUUUUAUUUUUUUUGCAUGUCUCUGCCAUUUAUCUCACUUUAGAUGGUUACGAGUGGUUACCCAGAGAUGGAUCCAUAAACUAUCUGCUUACAGUUGUAAUCAGGGCUGUAUAUGUACCCAUCACAUAUUGAUACCUGCACAAUGGUUUGAACACCAUUGAAAGUCAAUGGGGGACGG
Bufo bufo (common toad) is the source of this 2610-nucleotide messenger RNA. RefSeq names its product taxilin gamma (gene TXLNG). Gene Ontology annotation, biological process: regulation of cell cycle. Lineage: Eukaryota; Metazoa; Chordata; Amphibia; Anura; Bufonidae. The coding region runs from base 114 to 1637 and encodes 507 amino acids. The transcript is spliced from 10 exons. Gene Ontology annotation, molecular function: syntaxin binding. The record is from RefSeq and is a predicted model, not a curated record.